UGUCUUGAAUUAACUGAAAACAAUAAAAGUAGUGACCAGUUAUUAAUUGAUUUAGUAAGGUCAUAUCCAUAUUUGUGGAAUAAACAAACAAAAGAUUAUAAAGAUGCUGCCAAAAAAGAAACGUCUUGGGAAGAAAUUUCCACAAUUCUGAAUCAAUCUGUGAGUACUUGUCAAAGUAGAUGGCAAAGACUACGUCAAUAUUAUGCCAAAGAACGACAAAAGCAAGAAUUGGAAGGAAGAAGCGGAUCAAAGGCAGUUAGCCGAACGCCUUGGUAUUUAUUUAGUUCGAUGAAUUUUUUGGAGAGUCACAUGUACAAGAGAAAGACUUAUACUAAUUUAAAAAAAUCUACAGCAACAUCUCACAAUGUUAACAAUAAUUCGACGAAUAAAGAUCAAUCUGCUAGUUAUGAUUUAUGUGUAACAGACAUAUCAGAUAAUGGAAACAGUAGCAGAGAAUCAUUUGUGGAUGUAACAAAAACUGAUAUAUCAGAUAAUGGAAACAGUAGCAGAGAACCAUUUUUGGAUUUAACAAAUACGGAUUCUGAAUCAGCGCCAGAUUCAACAUUAUCAUUAAACAAUUUUAAAUUCACUAAAUCAAAGAAAAAAGUAAUUUCUGAUAUUUUUGAGGAUUCUUUUAGAGCUGUUUCCGCAUCG
Linepithema humile (Argentine ant) is the source of this 654-nucleotide messenger RNA. RefSeq lists its product as uncharacterized. Gene Ontology annotation, biological process: regulation of transcription by RNA polymerase II. Gene Ontology annotation, cellular component: nucleus; transcription regulator complex. NCBI's taxonomy places the organism in Eukaryota, Metazoa, Arthropoda, Insecta, Hymenoptera, Formicidae. The record is from RefSeq and is a predicted model, not a curated record.